AUGGACGAAGACACCGUAUCUCCCGUCGAAUCAACAUACCUGUUGCCUGAACAGGACACGGAAUGCCUACAAGAUGAGCUGUUCUCAGCUCUCAUACCAACACAUCAGGAGAGGCGAGGUUUCUUUGCCAAAGACCAGAUCUCCAAAAUCCUGACAGAAGACCGGGUUCGAGAUGAGCUUACAAGACAUUUCGAGGAUUCACUCAGUGAAGCUACCAUUGUGAAACACGCGAAGACCAUAUGCUACGGGGCUAUCACACAAAAUGAAGGCUCAGGUUGUGACGAGCAACCGACGACCAAAUCAUUCAUAAAAGUCUUGGCAAUUCUUAUCAUCAUAGAGAAGACAAAAUCCAUUAUCAAGCUCUUAGAGGAUGAUGUGAACGACUCGGACUUGCCGUUGAUCAAGAUCCCGCGGCCAAACGACGAGAAGUUAUUCGACCUGAAGUCCAGCAGAAAACCAAACGUGGUUUUGAAGUGCUUCCAGAAGCGAUGGAACCAACUCAAUAUCAGAAAUUUCGAAGAGUGGCAGUGGACGACUUUACCUGUUGAUUUCGGCCAGCCCGCAGAGCACGGGGAGGUCAAGCAUCUUCAGCUUGAAGAGCAAAAAGUAUUGCCGUUCACCGAGGAUAGUCGGGAGCAAAAAUCACAGUUCUCUCGAAGAACAGAGCUCGAGGGUGGCUUUGCCAGCGUCUUCAAAGUCGCCAUCCACCCUCAGCACCACAACUUCCAUACGUCACCGGACAAGCCUGACCCUACUUCUUUUGCAGUCAAAAGGCUUCACUCUCAGAACGAGGAAGCGUUCAAAAGGGAGGUCGAGAUGCUCAACAAGUUCAGUGGAAACAAGCAUGAGCACCUUAUCUCUCUCCUGGCCACGUAUGAACAGUUUGACCGGUUCUUUCUCGUCUUCGAUUGGGCUGAGGCAGAUCUGCAGGGGUACUGGAAGAGGAUCAAUCCUGCGCCUUCAUUCGACUUGGACACAGUGCUAUGGAUGGCGAAACAAUGCAAGGGUAUCGCGAGUGGCAUAAUAAAAAUCCAUGCACAUGUGUCCACCUACCAGAAGAAAGACCCAAAUGGACCGCCAAACCAGAAUGUUGUGUUUGGCCAUCACGGCGACAUCAAACCGGAGAACGUUCUAUGGUUUUGCGAGCCGAGCCACACGGAUCGCAAUGUUGGUGGAACUCUUAAAUUGUCCGACUUUGGCCUUGCCGAGUUCAGCAUCCAUCAGACGACUUCGAUGCCACCGAAAAGCAAAUGGGGGGUAUCGCUCGCAUAUCGUGCGCCAGAGUCCGAUCUCAAGCAAGGCACAGCCAUCGGUCGCUCAUAUGACAUUUGGACGCUUGGAUGCCUUUAUCUUGAAUUCAUCACCUGGUUGCUCGGGGGCAGCCAGCUUCUCGAAGAGUUUUCGGAAGCAAGGAAGGCUCGUGAUGCGAUGUGGCACGAAAUCGAGACCCACACGUUCUUCAAGCUGGAGAUCGACGGCAGGACAAGCAAGCCGACAGCAAUCAUCAAACCAGCUGUCAAACAAUUCAUCCGGAGACUGCAUUCCCAUCCGAAUUGUUCUAGGCUCAUUCAUGACUUCCUGGAUAUGGUGGAGGGACACCUCCUGGUUGUGAAGACGAACAAUCGACAUGAUCACGCCCGAUACGACAUACAUCAGGUCCACCAAGAGCUUGCAUCCAUGCUCAAACGCUGCGAAAGCAACGAUUAUGCCAUCAGAUCUGUUCCCUUGUGA
Messenger RNA from Diaporthe citri, 1731 nucleotides. RefSeq lists its product as uncharacterized. The transcript is spliced from 2 exons. NCBI's taxonomy places the organism in Eukaryota, Fungi, Ascomycota, Sordariomycetes, Diaporthales, Diaporthaceae. Gene Ontology annotation, molecular function: ATP binding; protein serine/threonine kinase activity. The coding region runs from base 1 to 1731 and encodes 576 amino acids. The record is from RefSeq and is a predicted model, not a curated record. Gene Ontology annotation, biological process: peptidyl-serine phosphorylation; peptidyl-threonine phosphorylation.